AUGGGGUACGUCAUGUACCCUCAGGCCGACGACCAGACCGGCCAAGCCAUCGACCUCAACGAGCUUGAUGCCGCGGCCCUCCAGAUGCAGCAAAGUGCUCCUCUGGAACUGCAUGGACCACCUCAACCUGAAAUAUACGACAUGUUCGAAGCAGGAGCCAACAAGUUCUCAUUCCCUACCAUGACCCCACGUCCGCCCAUGACGUACAGUUUCCAGGAGAGCACCUUUGCGAGACGUCUACAUCGCGCCUGUACCGAAGCCGCAUAUCAGCUCCUCCUCGACCCGCGCAGACGCCCAACAGAAUACCAGAGAAUAUUCCGACUGUCCCUCCUAGGCCGAGACAGACAAAAGAUCACCGCCCAGCUCAAGGCCAUCCUCUCCCGCGGCCCGCACGAAGAUCUAGACUUCUGGGAAGCGCCAACCGUCCACGUCGGCGGUGCGGGAACCCACUACCCCCGCCGCGACCCAUACGGUAACUUAAUGCCCAAGAAGAAGACUUUCAACGUCGGUCGGAUCGGUCCCCAAACCCUCACCACGCUCGAGAGGACUGCCCGCGGUAACAUCAGCAUGGACAUGAUCGUAGAGCUAGUGGGUUUCGAGGGCGAAUGGUUUGACCCUUACGACGUGCAGGGAUAUCUUGAAGAGAAAGGCAUCUACAUCGAUCCGACGUCGUCCUUUGCAGAGGCACAAAUCGUCGAAUGGCCCAAGACACUAAGCGAUGCAUCAUCAGAGCCAUCAGAACCUCACGUAGCAACACCGCCAGGACAGUUCGCCGUGCCAGGGAAAUCGACACCGUUAACGACCUCCCAAGUGAACAUCAUGAUCAAUGAAGCAGACGUCGAUUUCAGCAAAUGGGACGACUCCCGGAACCUCGAGCUGACGAACGUGGGCUACUCGGAUGCCGAGUUCGGGUCGUGGAUGAAUUUCCUGCAGCCUGGAGAAUCCGUUCGGCAUUACAACGAGGAACAAGCGGCGUGGGAGGGCUUCAGUGUCGACAAUGUUCGUGCUAUAUCGGCGCCGAAUAGCCAUCCACCCUCGCCGGGUCCGACAAGGAAGAGCGUGUUGAUUGACGUUUCGAAGCUUGUGAAAGUCCUGAUCGUGUCCGCAGUAUGCUUAGGACGCACACCAGGCUUCAGAAGGCGGGAUGUUGAUCGGGCACUGGCGAUUUCGUCAUUUGAUGCAUUCUAG
Saxophila tyrrhenica is the source of this 1188-nucleotide messenger RNA. RefSeq lists its product as uncharacterized. The record is from RefSeq and is a predicted model, not a curated record. The transcript has 2 exons. Lineage: Eukaryota; Fungi; Ascomycota; Dothideomycetes; Mycosphaerellales; Extremaceae. The coding region runs from base 1 to 1188 and encodes 395 amino acids.